Diatraea saccharalis (sugarcane borer) is the source of this 1440-nucleotide messenger RNA. The record is from the annotation of a GenBank genome assembly. NCBI's taxonomy places the organism in Eukaryota, Metazoa, Arthropoda, Insecta, Lepidoptera, Crambidae.
AUGGCCAGAAUGGUUUCUAGAAAGGAAUGGUACGGCCGUGCCGUUUACUUUUUUGAUCGACUUAGCGGAGGCCCUUCCGAAGACCUAAUCAAACUUCAAACAACGCAGGUGCAUACACACAAUUUGGCUUUUAUGCUAAGAAUAAAAACAUGCGUGAAAUUCAGUGGGAAAAAGUCGAAUAAAUGCCUCGAUGUGCUUUUACAAACUACAGAAAUAGUUCAAGACCAUGAUUCUCGCCAUAGUUCAUAUCAUCAAAGUGAAGAAUUAGGUGAACCGAGUAUAACGGAGGAUACUCCACUCUUGCGCAGAUUCCCUCCUUUAGAGACUGCUCAGCGAAGUCCUCUGACUACAGUAAUUGUGUCAUUCCUUAUAAUAAUAUUGUUAUCGGGAGUUGUGAUUGGAAUCUAUCUACUCAUAUUGCAAAGUAGAGCAGAAAAUGUGCUACCGCCUGUGGAUAUGCCGUUGCAAUAUGUCAGCCGUUUACAGUGGGCUGGUGGGGAAUCCCCGAGGCUGUCGAUGUAUCCCCGUAUGGCCAGCCAGGUGAUCGUGGUACACACCGAAACUGAACAGUGCUACACUAUAGAUACCUGCACGGAACUGCUGCAAAACAUGCUGAACAAAACUGAAGGUAGCCGAGUUACGUUGCCGUACAAUUUUCUGAUAUCAUCAAACGGACAGAUGUACGAAGCACUCGGUUGGCGCAGCAUCUCACCUCUGUUUCCACAACAUGCAUCAUCGUCCCUCGUACUGGCAUUCAUUGGUAAAUAUCUACAACAGUCCUUACGUACGCGACUUGGUAUGAAACAAACUCUCGGUCCGCACGCACCGGACAUACUGUACGCGAAGAAUUGUACGAAUUUACCGAUGUCAUACGUCCUACAUACGUUUGCUGAAACACUAGAUUCAGUACACAAUAAACACUCUCUGAUGUUAAAUAGUGGUGAUUUUUCCAAUUCGCCACCAACAGCGGCUCAGCUCGCGGAAGCAAAUAAUUUCUUCGCUGAAUCGAUUAGUCGCCGGCACUUGUCUUCGUCCUACGUUUUAUUCGGUAAAAGAACCAAAGAAUCGCCUAAAUACCUAUAUUUAAGUAUGCAGUCGUUACCGCAGUGGAGACAGGAACUAACUGACUAAAGUGAUAUUAAAUAUAGGACUAAUAAUAUAAGUUCUUAAGGUUGCUCGCUCACGUCAGACAUAAACCAAUGGAAGUGCUUAUAUGCUGUAACAGAUGUAAUUUUUGUUUUCAACGAACAUCAUCACGAUUAAAUAAAAUAGCUUUUUGAAACUGUAAAAAAUUACGAUUUAUAAAAAAAAACAUAUUGCUAAUUAAAGGAUAAUUCUUGUGACAAGUACCAAAACGGUGUGGCUAAACUAAUAGUGAUUUAUAGUAUUAAACAAUUAAUUAGAUAACUCGAUUUAACAUUUAUAUUGUUUGGAAAUUUG